Molecule: messenger RNA, 270 nt
Organism: Plenodomus lingam JN3
Lineage: Eukaryota; Fungi; Ascomycota; Dothideomycetes; Pleosporales; Leptosphaeriaceae
Gene: COX23
Product: Mitochondrial copper homeostasis protein
Biological process (GO): mitochondrial respiratory chain complex assembly
Cellular component (GO): mitochondrion
Source: RefSeq, a predicted model, not a curated record
AUGAGCGACAAGCAGCCGUCCUCGACCCCGUCCACGACGCCGUCAAAGGCCGAAGAAUGGACCGGUCCCAAGGCGCAGAAAUACGACAACAAAGCAUAUAGCGAGUAUUUUGACCCUUGUCAAGAAGCGGCAGACAAGAGCAUCCGGUGUUUGAAGCGCAAUGGCGGCGAAAGGGCAAUGUGCUCGGACUUCUUCCAAGCGUAUAGGGAGUGCAAAGAGCAAUGGCAAGCGGCAAGAAGAGAGGCGAGGAGGAAUAAGCCGUGGUUCUGA